This is a messenger RNA of Dinoponera quadriceps, 2934 nucleotides long. Its product is annotated as protein N-lysine methyltransferase METTL20-like. Bases 1014 to 1865 code for a protein of 283 amino acids. Lineage: Eukaryota; Metazoa; Arthropoda; Insecta; Hymenoptera; Formicidae. Gene Ontology annotation, molecular function: protein-lysine N-methyltransferase activity. The transcript is spliced from 4 exons. Gene Ontology annotation, biological process: peptidyl-lysine trimethylation. Gene Ontology annotation, cellular component: mitochondrial matrix. The record is from RefSeq and is a predicted model, not a curated record.
GCCAUUCUCGAUCAGUCAUCCGCGAUGCAACGCGCCGUUGCGUAAGCCCGCUCGAUUAUGCCGGCGAGGAGUGGAUGCUCGGCUGGGCGAGCGCGGAAUUACCCGGGACGAGAGUGGCGAUUUCGCGAGAAACUGCUGCUACUUUAUUAAUUCGCUCGUUUGCGAGAGUGGAGCGCGCGGAAAAUCCCGGGAGAUUGCGUUCCGCAAGCUUUGAUGGAUCGCGUUGGAUAAUUGCUUUCGCAACUCGAGGACGGCUUGGUGAAUUUUGAGAUAACCGUUUUUUUUAUUCUCUCUCUAUUUUUCCUUCUUUUGAUUAAAGAACGAUAAGAAUUUCUCCCGCCGCGUCGAAGGCGCAAAUAAUCCUUUCGAGAAACCGACUUCCCGGUAUCGGAAUUUAUCUGAUUUCUGACGGGGGAACUCGAGAUUGCGCUCUCUCGCGGGUCUUAGAUUACACGAUAAUCGAUUUCUGCAAUGUCACGAAGUAGCGAAGACGACGAGAGAGAUCCCUCACGAUAGGUCUGAAAUAUUGCGCGACCCGGGCGAAGUUUUGAAGACAGCGAAGUCAAAAUCGAGUCGCGUUCGCGCCGUGACCGAGCAUCUUCUUAUCGCCGCCGGCGGAAACGUGACCGUCGCGCCGCAGCUCUUCGAAAUUUGGCGCUCUGACACGCACCGCCAUGCGAGAAUGCCGCGCGAUGGCCACGUGGAAGAGAAACUUUCGGGCCUGUACACUCCGUGUCGCGAUAUCUACCUGUCGUUCAUAGCGGCCUGCGCGUGGUAGGACUGCGGUUCCUGGCAGCAAGUCAUAUCGGUCACACGGUUUUUCCAAUAUUUUCAUGUUUACGCACUGAGAAAAAAACGUUUGGUUUAGUCGGGAUUAUAAUUGGACAAUGAAGUAAUUGUAGUCGGGAAACCCAUUUCCGCGAGCUUCUCAAGAGAGAGAGAGAGAGAGACAGAGAGAGAAAGCAACGUGUGCUAAAUGGACAGGCUAUAAUUAGCUCUUGUUUUCGCCGACGAUGAUUGUGAGAAGUGUCGCCUGUUUGAAGAAACGCCUAAUCGCGAGAAAAUUCUCGCGGAGCACAAAGGACACCUGGGAUCAUGUCUUGCGGAACAGUCACGGGGCAUCGCUUAAAGGACUCACAGAGAGCCGACGAGACGUGGUGAGGACGAUCCUGAACAAUACCGAGGUAUCUCACGACCACAUGACUCCGGAACUGAAGUUAUUCCUGUUGACGGAGAAUUGUCCUCUGUAUCGUGAGCCCUUUCUCGACAAAGAUGGCGAUAGGAGACUUGACUCCUUGACGAGGACCACAUUCCAGGAUCCGUUCUGGUCCAUAUACUGGCCCGGUGGACAAGUGCUCGGGAGAUUCAUCCUGGACGAGAGAGAACGGAUUUUUGGACGUAGGGGUGCGAAGGGUGGUGCUCUAAGGAUACUGGAUCUGGGCGCAGGAUGCGGCGCCGCGGCGAUAGCCGCGAAAUCGAUCGGGCCGUGGCAAGUGGUCGCGAAUGACAUCAACGAAGUCGCCUGCGUAGCUAUCGCGAUGAACGCCAUGCUAAAUGACGUGGAUAUCGAAGUGUCGUGGGAGAACCUGCUGAAAAGACCACCGGAAGACCUGUACGACAUGAUCUUCGUUGGCGAUCUGCUGUACGAUGAGGAAAUAACGAACAUCCUAAUUACGUGGUUGGAAAACGCGCACGCACGAGGUGCGCGAAUUUACCUGGGAGACCCAGGAAGGCACGGCUUAACCGAGAAUCUCAAGAAACGAUUGAGAUUGUUGCGACGAUAUUCCUUGCCGGAGAACGUUAAGAGAGAGAAUCAUGGUUACGACACGGCCACCGUGUGGGAGUUUGCGGCCGGAACAAAGUGACCGAAAUAGCUACACUUAUACACGUAGCUAUGUUAUCGAGGAAAAUUGCAUUUUGUACGUACCACUAAUACCAACAUUUCUUGAAUGACAAAUUCAAGUGAUUGAAAAUAAUUGGCGUGAUUGAAAAUAAUUGGCAAUGAGAGAAACUUGGACACGAUUUUUCUGCGAAGCUUCAGUGAAAUUGAUUUACUUUUUUUUUUAAUUCAAUUUUUAACCUUUUUAAAUAAUUUAUUUUUUGGCAAUGUAUUUUUUUAAUAAUUGUUCCGAGAAACACUCGUGUUCAUUUUCAUCAUAUAUUCGCUCGUUUAUUAAUUUUCGAAAAAAAUAUAUAUGUAUACGCAGCGUUAAAUUUCAAACGUAACAGGCCGAAUAUCUCGAAAACUAAAUGAAAUAUCAAGGUUCGGUUUUUUUAGAUUGUAUUGUUUGGAGAAGGACAAAUUUUGAUGAAAAGAAUUUGACUUCUAAGAUUUGACUUCUAAGACAUUUUUUCUUAUUUGAAAAUUUAUUAAUAAAGUUUAUUUCUUCUUUGUUCUUUGAAAGUAUAUUUUUUUCUCUUCUGAAUACUUUUUUCUGUGAUUUAAUCUUCAGUUGCCUCGGAUGUGUAGUCAUUGAAUUCGUCAUGAGAAGAAUUACAAACAUAGAUGUUUAAAAAAUUAGAGUUCCAUUUAAAAAAAUUAAUUUGACUAACUCACUUUUACGCCUCCAUUCAAAUUCUUUUCAAAAUUCGUUCCCCUUCAAACGAUCUAAAAAAAACCUCAUCUCGAUAUUUCAUUUCAUUUCCGAGAUAAUCGGCCUGUUAUGUUUAAAAUUUAACAUCCUAUAUAUAAUACGUUCAGAAUAUAAAAUAUUUCAUCCCGACAUAAUAAAUAUUUCUUUAUGGCAAAACAAACGAUAUACCCAAAUCUUACUUAAAUUUAAACAACUCGCUCGAUCGUAGAAUCCAUCAUUAUGAGAGCUGCAUAAUAUUCGUAAAUAAUGUGCACAUAUAUCUGUCUAAGCAACGCACGUUCAUCAGCGUAUUGACGUAAUCGCGUGAAAAUCGUAACGACAAUUGUGAUUGGCCACGUGU